AUGCAUAGAACAAAAACCACUGCAGUUAUGAAACAUGUAAUUGGCAAGUGUCACAAAGAGUAUCUGGUUGAUUGUCUGAAAAAUACUAAAUUCAGUAUUUUAACUGAUGAAUCAACCGAUAUUAGCUGUAUUAAACAAGCAUGUAUCGUGGUUAGGUACUUUAAUCGAGACAUGGGUAGGAUUGUCAGUCAUUUUUUUGAAUUAUCUAAUGUAUUUGAGACCAAUGAUUAUAAAAAAGCCCAAGAAGGAGCAACAGGCAAAAAUUUAUAUGAUUGUAUAUUUAAAUCAUUUGCCGAAAUUAAUAUACCAUUUGAGAAUGUCAUAGGUUUUGGGUCAGAUGGGUGUAAUUCAAUGAUGGGCGCCCAUAAUUCUGUUGCUAGUAGAAUGAUAGAAAGCUGUCCUGGUAUUAGUAUUUGGACUUGUAUAUGCCAUUCUUUGCACCUUUGCGCAAGUGAAGCUUGCAAAAUCCUACCUAAACGCUGUGAAGAUUUAGCACGCAGUGUUUAUUCAUUUUUUUCAAUGAGUUCUAAAAGAAGUGCCCAAUUUGUGCAAUUUCAGGAAUUUUGCUCUACUCCAGUACAUAAACUUUUACAUCCAAGUCAGACUAGGUGGUUGUCUUUGCACUUGGUUGUAUCAAGACUCAUUGAACAAUGGAAUCCAUUGUUUUUAUACUUCCAAGAUAAACAUUUAACAGAACGUCUUACAAUAGCUGAAACAAUUUACAGUGCACUAACAGAUCCUCUCAUAAAAUUAAUAUUUUUAUUUUUAGAUUGGAUCUUGCCCAAAUUUACCUCUCUUAAUUCAUUUUUUCAAAGUUCUUCUGUGGUUAUAACUCAGUUACAUGAUAAAAUGGUUUCAACUUAUAAAGAUUUACUUUCAAGUUUUAUGAAACAAGAUUAUAUCAACAAAACUCCUAUACAUUUAAUAAAUCCUGAAAAUGUUGACGAAUAUAUCCCUAGUACACAAAUGUACCUUGGUAUAAAAGUAUUAAAAGAAAUUGAAAAACCUAAUAUUAAUAGUAAUAAAGCAUUGUUAAAUGACUUUUAUUGGAGGGCGCAACAAUUCUUAAAAAUUGCAUGUUCACAAAUUAAAAAAAAAUAUGAUUUUAGUAAUCCUUUAAUGUCAAAAAUUAAGUUAAUGGAUCCCAAAGUUGCUACAUCAAAGAUAAGGGAAAACAACAGUACUAUAUUUCCUCUUUUAAAAGUAUUACCUCGAUUAACUGAAUUAAAUGAUGAACUAUUACAGAAUAUUGAUGAUCAAUGGAGAUUAUUGAAUAAUUUUAAUAUUCCAACUGAUAUUUUAAAUAAUUUAGAAGAACCUGAUGUUUUUUGGUUUAAGCUGUCCAACUUGCAGAUGGGUAAUCAAGAUUAUCCAUUUGUACAUUUAGCAAAUUUUGCUCUUGGUGCAUUAUCUCUUCCUCACUCUAAUGCUGAUUGUGAGCGAAUUUUCAGCAAAGUAAAUUUAAUUAAGGUUAAAACCAGGAACCGAUUAAAUACAGAUACAAUCCAAGCAUGCUUGUUUGCCUCACAAGAAAUACAAAUUAAAAAUAAUACUUGUAUUGAUUUUAAACCUUCAAAACAAAUGAUUGAUUCAAUGACAACAAGUAAUCUGUAUGACAAACAUUGUAAUGACGAGUUUUGUUUUGAAGGAGUGUGA
This is a messenger RNA of Macrosiphum euphorbiae (potato aphid), 1656 nucleotides long. Lineage: Eukaryota; Metazoa; Arthropoda; Insecta; Hemiptera; Aphididae. The record is from the annotation of a GenBank genome assembly.